This is a messenger RNA of Pseudo-nitzschia multistriata, 4025 nucleotides long. Lineage: Eukaryota; Bacillariophyta; Bacillariophyceae; Bacillariales; Bacillariaceae. The record is from the annotation of a GenBank genome assembly.
UCCUGGAAACACAAAAGUGAAUACGCACAAACGCACUGCAUGUACAAACGAUAAUACAAACAUUUUCGACACCAUGAACGAUAGUAAAUAUAUGAAGCCCGUUGGAGAACGGACGUCAAGAGGGAAAACAACGGCGGAAGCGAAAGGUCUGGAGUGGACGAAAAAUGUUCCUGUAACAAAAGAAUACGAAUUUGUAAGAAGAGAUGAUUCCCACAUGGCAAAAAAUGAAACCGGCUUCCUUGAAAUAGGUAAAGCCGAUCCAACCUAUGCCUACGACGUCGGAGGAACGUGGAAACUUCUCUACAGAAAACCCGAUGAAAAGCCUAUAGGACCCGGUAUCAAGCCAAAGAAUGAACAACCGAUGAAAAUCUUCGUUCGCUCUUGGAACGACGAAAUAUUCCCUCUGGACAACGUUAAGCCACAAGACAGCAUCGACGAGAUACGAUUCCGAUUAGAAGAAGAACACUGCAUCCCUCGAGAACAGCAACGGCUGCGACUAGGUAGCGGACAACCUCUGGUCAAAGAUCGGAAGAGUCUGGAAGAAUAUGGGAUCAAGGACGAGGACAUUCUCGAUCUUGAACCGAUGUCAAUCACAGUUCGGCUUUUGGGUGGUCAAACUGUUCACCUCGAGGUGGAACCGCAAGAUGCCAUUAAAGACAUCAAGUGGCUAGUAGGGAACAAGCUGGAUAUUCCAAUUGAUGACUGUAUUCUUUUAUUCAAAGACAAGUCGUUACCUGAAACCUCCACCCUGGAUGAAAAUGACAUUCACCAUGGCGAUGUGAUUGAUUUGCAACAAAUGGAAAUCUACGUCAUUGAUUUAGACGGUCAGAAGCUUGAAUACUUGGUCAGUCCAUCGGAUACGAUUGAGAGCAUCAAAAAUGUGUUGGAAGAAGACACUGGAUUGAAGAGAGAGGAUCAGAGAUUGUGCUUUCAAGACAACCUUCUAAAGAAUGAUAAAAUGACUCUCAAGGAUGCUGGAAUCAAACACCAAGACACCCUUGCACUUGAGCCGAUGCAAGUAACUGUCAGAUCUACUACCGGGGGUACCGUUGACCUUCUAGUGGAACCUGAUCAAAACAUCGAAGAUAUCAAGUGGCUCGUGGAGCAAAAUCUUAACAUUCCCAUAGAAGAUCAGCAUCUUUCUGUCAGAGGGUGCUCGAUACCUCACAAUACUAGUCUUCGUGAAAACAACAUUUACCACGGCGACGUCAUUGAUUUACUACCAACGAAAAUCUAUGUCAUUGAUCUGGAUGGCCAGCAAUGGACGUACCCAGUAAAUCUUGAGGACACUGUCAAAAGCAUCAAGGAUCGGUUGAGCUAUGAUACUAGGAUCAAUCGGAAAAACCAGAGGUUGAGUUUCAAGGGAAAGCUUCUCGAAAAAGAUAUGAGUACCCUAAGAAACAAUGGUAUCCAAAAUGAGGAUGCGCUGCACCUUGAGCCGAUGCAGAUCAAAGUCAUUGCUCCUGAUGGCGAUGUUUAUGAACUUGUUGUGUCUCCUGAUGAUACUAUUCAAGAAAUCAAGGAACUAGUGCAGGAACAGCUCGGUGUACCAGUUGAGGAUCAGACUCCUACAUUCAGAGGCAACCCACUUCCUGAAAACAGUACUUUGGAAGAAAACAAUAUUGACCAUGGUGAUUCAAUUGAUUUGCAACCAACAGUGAUUCAUGUCAUUGAUUUGGAUCGCAAGAAGUGGUCGUACUCGGUGAACCUCGGUUUGGAUAAUAUCAGAAGCCUUAAGAACCAGUUGAAAAUUGACACAGGUGUUAUCCCAAAGCUUCAACGUUUGGUCUUCAACGGCAACCUUCUCAAGAAUGACAAGAGUUCUCUGAAAAAUGCUGGGAUCAAACAUGAGGAUAUAUUGAGGCUCGAACCUAUGCAAAUCACGGUGAGGACUAACGAUGGACGUAUCGUUGACCUUGCGGUGGAUCCUGAUGAUACCAUUGAAAGCAUUAAGAAGCAAGUUGAGGAAUACCUUAGUAUUCCCAUCGAAUAUCAGCUUCCGGAAUUUCAUGGAAGUCUGCUGAAUGACAACAGCACGCUCGAGGAAAAUGGCAUCUAUCAUGGUGACGUGAUUGACUUGGGACCUAUGGAGAUUUACGUCAUUGAUUUGAAUGACCUGAAUUGGACGUACAUGGUUGACCCCUUUGUCAUGGUCAGCAGCAUCAAAUCAAAAGUAGAACGCGACAUUAAGGUGAGCCGGAAACACCAGCGCUUGAGUUUCCAAGGCCGUCUUCUCGAGAACGAUGAGAUAACGCUAAAGGAUGUUGGAAUCAGGCACAGGGAUACACUGAAACUCGAACCAAUGAGAAUCAAAGUUAUUGCUCCGGAUGAAAGUAUCACCGACCUUGCUGUGGAUCCCAAUGAUACUAUUUUAGAUGUCAAGGACCAGAUACAAGAUAAAUUGGGUAUUCCGAUUGAAGAUCAGCUUCCUGUGUUUGGUGAAAGUCCACUGUGUGAUAAAAGUACGUUAGAGGAAAAUGGAAUCUGCCAUGGGGACGCAAUUGAUUUGAAACCAAUGGAGAUCUAUGUCAUCGAUUUGGAUGGCAAUAAACGGACAUACAUCGUUGAACCCACCGAUACCGUCAAUAGCGUCAAGAUGAAGCUAGAGGACGAGACGGGAGUAAAGAGGAAGGAACAGAGAUUGAGCUUCCAAGGCAAGGUUCUCAAGAAAGGCAAACGCACCCUCAAGGAUGCUGGAAUUAGACAUAAAGACACCCUAAGGCUUGAAAAUGUGAAUAUCAUCGUCAGGGCUCCCGACGGACGCACCGUCAACCUUCUUGUGGAUCCCGAUAACACCGUUGAAGAUAUCAAGGAGAAAGUACAGAAUCAGCUUCGUAUUCCAAUCGAAGACCAGCGUCCCACAUUCAAAGACAGCCUGCUACCUGACAAUAGCACUUUGGCAGACAACAACAUUGGCCAUGGCGAUGUGGUUGACCUGCAACCAAUGGAGAUCUAUGUCAUUGAUAUGGAUGGCAGGCAACACACCUACACAGUGGAUCUGUCUGAUUUCAUCAAAGACGUUAAAGAUCGUGUGGCAGAUGGCACGGGUGUGAAACCCAGACAACAGCGCUUGUUUUUCGAAGAAACCCUUCUGGACGACGAUCGUAACACCCUCCAGAACGCUGGAAUCAAGCACCAGGACACGCUCAGGCUCGAGCCAUUCGAGAUCUCCGUUCGGUUCCCACUCGGCGAGAAGACAAUUGUUAUUCAAGUAGAUCCCGAGACCACGACUGCCAAUGAUCUGAAACGCAUUAUACAGGAUCGCGAAGGCAUUGCGCCCGGGGAUCAGACCCUGAGUUUCGGAGGCCAGAAGCUCGAAAAACCGAACCCGCUUGGGGAUUUCGACGUCAAGCACGGCGACAUAAUCGAUCUGAGAUUACCACCUCCACCAAAGAUUAAAAAGUCGUACCUGACCCCGGAGUGGAAAGAAAAACAAAAGGACCGUUACGGCAACCUCAAAGUUACAACAUAUAAAUUGGACUACAAUGGCGAACCGGGAGAUUCUCUCGUCGCCGAAGUCAACGUUGACAGUUCUGACUUCAAGUUUCAGAGUCCUCAGUUGAAGAGCCAAAUGAAGUUUUAGGAGACAGAAUGCGAAGGCAUCCCAUUAUAUUUAAAUUCUUGUAAAACUAUACGUGACAAUUUUUUAGAAACCAACAUCAAAACCACAAUGAGAUCUAUAGCAGCAGUAUGAAUCAGCACCAGUGGGGUUCCGGUUGUAUCAAUAUAGCUUUUGCGUCCAGAUUCCUCCGAUUGAUGCUCGAUUAGCGGCAAGUGUCCCACGAGGCAGMAAGCCCUUGCUAGCGGUAUUGCCGUAGCAAUGGGCUUGCGCCGUGUUUUGUUUUGUCCCUUCAGGUAGAUAUUCCCACUAGUUUUUCGCUUAGUGCCCACAGGCGCUUUGCCUUUUCGUCGUCCAUCGACUCCGUGCUUGUGGCCACGGGGGCGAAUUCCUUGCCAAAGGCCCCCUGAUAGUCGUUCCCGUCGGCCGCGUACUUGAACGAGGUCCCAGGUUUGCUGUCAAAGAA